AUGAUUUCCGCGGACCCAGUUCUCCUGACCCUGGAACGGGGCGAGGAAGCGGCGCCUGGUUUUAGGUCCGGCUGCGCCGCCGCCCGGGCCGCGGCCACCGCGGGAGAGGCCGUCGCGGGCGCCGCGGCAGACGGCUCGGGCUCCGCAGCCACCCGGCCAGGGCAGACCGUCGCCGUCGGCCUCCGCGCCACCGCGCGCAGCGUGGAGCGCGGGGACGCGCGAGCGGUGAUCGUGUGCACGGACGGCGUGCCCUCUGCUGUGGUGCAGCAUCUGCCCGUUCUCUGUACCCUGCGAGGAGUCCCCAUCGCCAUGCUGGCGAGCUCGCCGGGCUCGCUGGCGGACGCAGUGGCCCCGUGCGCUCGGCGCCGGGGCCGAGGGCCCGGGUCCGCGGUGGCCGUGGCGCUGCUGCAGGGCUGCAGCAGGUUUUUGCGUUGCAUCUUCGGGGGGCCUGGACUUAUGAUGUUCCAACCUACUUUUGCCUGA
Molecule: messenger RNA, 483 nt
Organism: Prorocentrum cordatum
Lineage: Eukaryota; Dinophyceae; Prorocentrales; Prorocentraceae
Source: the annotation of a GenBank genome assembly